AUGGUGAGUCUGCCCACGCCCUGCACAGCGACAGGCACGCCAGCUCACCGCCUCCCCCUUGGCCCGCCCUCGCAGACCGUCGUCCACCAGCUCGUCCUUCACCCGGCAAUCUCGGCUUCCCUCAAGGUCGGCUCGACCACCGUCGGCCGCGACAAGCUGUACCGCGCCAUCCAGUACUACUCUCGCUUCCUCGCCUGGUACUGCCUUCGCAAGGGCUACUCGAACGAGACGGUCGCGCGCCUCAAUGCUCUCAAGAGCACCCUCGGCCUGUCGCGCAAGCUCAUGCGCAUCGGCAAGCCGCUCGAGCACGCCCAGGCCGCCGUCAAGAGCCUCGACAUCCAGGACUCGGUCCUCAAGUUGACCACCGUCGGCCGCCAGGUCGGGUACGCCGGUUAUCUCGUCCACGACAUGCUCGUCUGGCUCCACUCGGCCAAGGUCGUCUCGUUCUCGCCCGUCACGUACAAGCGCAUCCAGCUCCGGGCGGCGCGCCUGUGGAUGACGGGCAUCGCGUGCUCGAUCGUGUGCAGCGCGUACAAGCUGUACGGCCUCCAGCAGCGCGAGGCGGCCGUGCGCAGGGCGUUUGGCGGCGAGAAGGUCGACGAGCGCAAGGUGGAGCUCAAGACGAUCCGCACGCAGCAGGCGGCGACGAGGUACCAGCUCGUGCAGGACAGCCUCGACAUCCUCAUUCCCUCGGGCACGCUCGGCUUCCACUCGCUCAACGACGGCGUCAUCGGCCUCGCCGGCACCGUCACGUCCUUCAUGGGCCUGCGCAGCCAGGUCAACAAGGUGCUCGGCGGCGCCAAGUGA
Rhodotorula graminis WP1 is the source of this 807-nucleotide messenger RNA. RefSeq lists its product as uncharacterized. The record is from RefSeq and is a predicted model, not a curated record. Gene Ontology annotation, biological process: regulation of peroxisome size; peroxisome fission. Bases 1 to 807 code for a protein of 268 amino acids. NCBI's taxonomy places the organism in Eukaryota, Fungi, Basidiomycota, Microbotryomycetes, Sporidiobolales, Sporidiobolaceae. The transcript is spliced from 5 exons. Gene Ontology annotation, cellular component: peroxisomal membrane.